ACAAAUCAAUCAUCUCUGACCAAUCAGUGCCUUGAAAUGAUCAAUUAUGGGGAUGGAAGAGAUCGAUGGCUGAUCCAUUUUAGUUCCCUACGAAUCUAGAUGCUCGUUGAUUCCCGAUCAAUGAAAUGUAUUGGACAAUAUUGUUUUCUUUUGGUUAUGGUUCGAUGCUUGGAGAAAUGGAAUGAGACAUGUGGCAAUGGAUGCAGUUCAACAGAUGUGUCAGAUUGAGCGGUACUUGGGGAUGACUUAGGUGCAUGAGAUGAUUGACUUAAGUCAUGUGUGUUGUGUUCAUGCCUCUUGUUUAAAAGUCAGGAGUAAUAAAUAAUAGUAGCUUUAAUUUUUUUAAAAGUCUGUUGAAGGACUAUUUCACGCAUUGUAAGAAAAGGACAGCAACUCCUGAUCGGUUCCAUAGAAACAAAACUUGAUGAUUGACAGCAGGUCCAUGUCUGGAUUGUCUCCUCUUUUUGUUGUCUGCUGCCUCCUGACCCUGACAGUGACCAGCCAACAAGCAGUGUCCACCACACCGCAGUCCACUACAGACAGUGGACCAAGUGGGAUUGAGAAGCAAGUGCUGGGACCUUUAAGAGUUUGGCAUAUAGUGGCCAUUGUGUGUACCGUUGUUCUAACAGGAUUGGUGAUAUUUUGUUACUGCUAUGACUACCGCAUACCCAGAAGUCGGACAGAGAUUGAAGAGAAUCACAAGAAAAGACAAAUGAACAAGAAAUACUUAUUUCUGUUGGAAAAGCGACCUGAUGAUGUAUUGACGAAACCAAAAGAUCCUCCAGUUCUAUCAUUGCACACGAGAACCACUGCUCCCAAAACUAUCAGCUCCAGCAAUGCAAGACCUAAUGCAACCAACAAUGUAAGAGCCGCUGCUCAGAAGAAAGCACCCAACACCAGGAGUGACGCUUUGAACAAAGUCCGCAACGCAGUCAGGGCCACCUCCCACAGCAAAUCCGCAACCGAGAGCAACGCCAGGUCGAUCAGGUCUAGAGAAGACCCAGAUUACUUCAGCAGCGCUGUGAAACCGAGACCCAAAACAGGUCUGGAGACGCCGCUGGCCUCGCACCCAAAAGAUCUGUUGUCUCUGAUGAACCAGAUGAAGAAAAAGCCAGCCGCAGCCAGGCAGGAUUAAAAAGACCAACGAUUCUUGACGCCUAUGUUAUAAGGAACGUGGUUGUUUAGGGACGGAUUAGUUUCAUCUAUAUCGUUUAGGUCAUAUAGUGGCACUGCCGAGAUGGACCAUUGAAGUCAAGCUGAAUAUUCAUUUGUUCGUACCAUUAAAACUAUCUUAUCUUACACACAAGAGAACAGUUUUUGUAGUGUAAUCUAAAUCUAGUUUUACGACAUUCAACGUUAAAAAAAGAAAAUGAUCUUGUUGUCGUAGUAUCACACUAGAGACAAGGAGACUUUACAACAUUGACGUUCGCUGGACAAUGCUGAGACUGGACAGUAUUGAGUCUGGACAGUGAUGAGACUGGACAGUACUGAGACUGGACAGUACUGAGACUGGACAGUACUGAGACUGGACAGUGAUUAUAGAAAAUAAGUGUUGCUCAAUGCAACGUUUGGUGCCCAAGAAACUAAUCUCAUGUCCGAGUCUUGCAGGACAGGGGAUAUUAGAAAAUGGCGAGAUAUAAAUUCCAAGCUAUGUUGUAAACAAAGUUACAAAGACAGUUUGUGUGGAAACACAAACUCAAAAUCGGCCCCCGAAGUGGUCCACCCAGGAAGGUAAAAAGGCAGGUUUCAAUAUUUUCAAAAAGGAAAUUCUAUCAAAGAAAAUUGACAGAGAAAAAUGGAGAAAGAAGGUUGGCAGAUCUUGUGUGGUGCCCCAACGGUCCCGCAGACCAAGGGAUAGGGAAAAUGAAGGCAAAGUUAGAUGUGAACCUGGCCUAACUGAUGUUAUAUACUGAAUUGAUCUAAUUGUUUUGCAAAGGGUCAAUCUCUUAUUCAAAGCCUAAAGAAAAAAAACGGAAAUAAAACAAAACCACCUUUAGUUAAGUGUCCUGUGUACACCUUAACACGCUGCAGUUCAUGCGAUAAUAUGAUAAACUACUUAUUAAUUGUUGUUUUAAAUUAUGUUCCAUGAGAGAGAGAGAGGGGGGGGUCGUUCAAAUUCAAGUUUAAAAUCUAAAUGGGAGGGCAUUACUAUACGCCAAAAAAAUGAGGUGAAU
Molecule: messenger RNA, 2174 nt
Organism: Biomphalaria glabrata
Lineage: Eukaryota; Metazoa; Mollusca; Gastropoda; Planorbidae
Exons: 5
Coding region: 425-1135 (236 amino acids)
Source: RefSeq, a predicted model, not a curated record